Sporothrix brasiliensis 5110 is the source of this 216-nucleotide messenger RNA. RefSeq lists its product as uncharacterized. Lineage: Eukaryota; Fungi; Ascomycota; Sordariomycetes; Ophiostomatales; Ophiostomataceae. The transcript has a single exon. The record is from RefSeq and is a predicted model, not a curated record. Bases 1 to 216 code for a protein of 71 amino acids.
AUGUACAUGGACCUGGUCACCGUGCUGUGCACGCUCGAGGACCUCAAGGGCUUCCGGAUGCACAGCACCGUCUACUGCAACCUGGCGCCCUGGCUGGUGCGGCAGGUCCUGGGCGACCGCGACCCCUACAAGGGCGGCCUUGCCGACGCCGACGUCGAGGCAGCAUUCGCCGGCGACGGAACGCCGGCCGAAUCGGUUCAUACCGUCCUACCAUGA